This is a messenger RNA of Staurois parvus, 530 nucleotides long. The record is from the annotation of a GenBank genome assembly. Lineage: Eukaryota; Metazoa; Chordata; Amphibia; Anura; Ranidae.
UACCGGGCCAGCCGCUUGGCUCUUCUGUGCAGAAGAACCUGCUCCUCAGUCCUACCUGCUCCUCGGUCCUACCUGUUCCUCAGUACAGCAGUGUCCUGCUUUCAAUGUCCGUCUUCUCUCCCUGGCGCUGGCAUCUUCAGUGUGGGCAUCCGGCUGUGAAGCCGCAAGCUGUCACAGCCAGGUGCCCACUGCGCAUGCGCUAGAAGCACUGCGCUUUGUGAAUGGCCACCUGUAGUCUUCUUGGACCUGUCACAUGUCUGCAGUCUCUGGUCAUCUCCUGUACCAUGCCUGCAGUCUCAGGUCAUCUUCUGUACCAUGUCAGCAGUCUCUGGUCAUCUCCUGUACCAUGUUCACAGUCUCUGGUCAUCUCCUGUACCAUGUCCGCAGUCUCUGGUCAUCUCCUGUACUAUGUUUGCAGUCUCUGGUUAUCUCCUGUACUAUGUCCACAGUCUCUGAUCAUCUCCUGUGCCAUGUCCAUAGUCUCUGGUCAUCUCCUGUACCAUGUCCGCAGUCUCUGGCCAUCUCCUAUA